Messenger RNA from Moneuplotes crassus, 3217 nucleotides. The record is from the annotation of a GenBank genome assembly. NCBI's taxonomy places the organism in Eukaryota, Ciliophora, Spirotrichea, Euplotida, Euplotidae.
AUGGAUUAUCUAAUUCCUCCAAAGAAAAUUAAGAAUGGCGAGAAUUCUGGGGUGGAGUUUGAUAGAAUCGAUGUGCCAAAAGCAAAAGGGAAUGACAGAAAAGAGUUCAAGGAUUCUAGGAUGUCAACAAAUGAUAGGAGAUUUUCUUUACAAGUGCCUACACUCAGAGAAGAUAAUAAUGAACCUGAGCAUGGUGAACAUAAAAUAACUAUCUCUAAUGCUCCAUCUGAAGAGUCAAUUAGUUCAAAAAGAAAGCAAGUGAAUAUUCCCUUGAACAAACACCAACAACAGAAAGCCUAUGAUUCAGAGACUUCAAAUCGAAACUUGCUUGCUCCACCUAAAAAUCAAUUUACUGGAUACCAAAAAGCAGACAUCCAAAAGAAAGAAACCCUUCCAACAACACCUCAUGAAGAAACAGAGGAAGAUGGUAUUUAUAAUAGGAAUGACACUUCAACAGGACAUCUAAAUACACAGUUUGCUUUCUAUGAAGAUGAGGACGAGAAAAAUCUUGACAGGUGUCCUCCCAAUUUCAGGAGAUCUGUUACUCUAGGACAACAAAUGUCUGUACCAAAAGAACUAUCGUUAUGCUGUGAUAUGAAGCAACUAGCAAUUCUCGGAAGUGGGUUUCCAUUGUAUUAUCAUUUCAAGACCUUCAGUAUUAUCAUGUACUUUCUCAUGGUUGUCGUAGUGGGUCUUCCAAGUCUUUGGAUAAACCUUAGACAGAAGAGAAGAGAUGAAUGGUCUGAUAGUUCGUCUUAUAUAAUCUCUACUAGUAUCGGUAAUCAUGGUAAUGACCCUGAUGAAUACACUAGUUUUGAAGUCCAAAUCCAACUUGUACAAAACCUAGCUUUCAUCUUUGUUAUCAUUUUUGGAAGUAUUUUCUUAAGGUCUUCUCAAAACCAAAUUAUCAAUGAGAUCGAUGAAAUGAACAUCACCCCUGCAGAUUUUGGAGUCAUGAUCAGCAAUAUCCCUAAAGAUAAGAAGGAAGAAGAUUUAAAAGACUGGAUUCAACUUCAGCUUGACAAGCAAGUUGAGAUUGUUUAUGUCAGCUACUGUUAUGACAUUACCCAACUAGUUAAAAUAACAAGAAAAAUUACAAAGCUCCAGCAAGCAAAAGCUUAUGUGUCUUCUUACAGGGAUAUGGUACUCAAGGAGAACAGAAUGAAGAAGAAUAACUCUUUCCAUCAAAGAGAGAAGCUUUCUAAACCGACUUUGAAGAUUCUAUGUUGUAUCAGAAAGUCCUACCCUGCUAUUGAGAAGAUUGAUGAACAAAUUAAAGUGCAGGUUGAAAAGCAAAACAAGGUUCAGGAGUCCAUGAAAAAGAUGAACAAGUCUGAAUACUUCUGCAGCAAGGCAUUCGUUGUGUUUAGCAAGCAGAGCCAUGCUGAGGCUAUUAUAAAUCACUUUGAAACCUCUCUUAUAAGCAGAAUCUUUUCAUUCAUCAUUUACAAAAUAUUUAAGAGGCAAAAUUCUCAAAUAUCUAAACGUUAUUGGGAAGGAAAGCUAAUUUAUGCUGAAAGAGCAUCUGAACCUGGCGAUAUAUUUUGGGAUAACCUUGGAGUGACAAUAAGAAACAGACUGAAAAGGGUACUCUGGACAUUUUUGAUUGCUAUUAUAUGCUUAGGGAUAGCCUUUGGAAUUAACUUUGGGAUCAGACAAAUUAAAAAGAAAAUUGAAAACCAAGACAGAGAAACAAUUCUGGAGCAAUAUUUGAUAAGAAGUCUUUCAAUUUUUGUAUCAUUUCUUGUUGCAAUUAUAAAUACGAUCUUGGGAAGAAUAGUAAGGAUUCUUACAUCCUAUGAGAAGCAUGAAACUUAUACAAAGUAUCAUCUUUCAGUUGCUUUUAAGCUAACAAUAGCAAUGUUUAUUAAUACAGGCAUCAACCCGUUGCUUGUUAAUUAUGGGACAGAUAAUUGGUUUGAUUCAACCGGUCUCAUGGUUGAUAUCUUUUAUAUCGCUCUAACUAUCAGUUUUGUCGGACCAUUCACAUAUUUACUUGACCCUUCGUAUCUAAUCAGAUUAUGAAAAAGAUGGAGAGAGCUUAAGAAAGGAGAUAAGUCAAAGUUGACUCAAAGACAAGCAAACAUUCUAUUUGAAGGCCCACCAUUGGAUAUGGCUCAGAGAUACUCAAACACUAUGCUAUUAUUCUGCAUGGCUGUUUUCUAUGUGUUUCCACUCCCAAUCAUUUCAUUCAUCUGCCUAUUUGGAGCAAUAUUCCAAUAUUGGCUUGAGAAGUACUUGCUUCUGAAAAGACACAAAAUCCCUGAACAAAUUGGUGAGACCAUGGCUCAAAUCUUCAGCAACAUGAUUCCAUUUUUCUGUCUUCUCUAUGGAAUCUCUCUUUUCUGAUUUAGUAAUGCUCUAUCUGGAGGAAAGGGAUGGGUAGGAAUGGCUGCUUUCACUAUAACUCUUCUUAACAUCAUCCUCCCAUUCAGACAGUUACUUGAUUAUCUGAAGAGAGAUGUUGAACGUAACGAUAAUCCAAACUACAAAGAGGAAUGACUAGCAUUUCAUACUGACUAUGAUAGAGCCAAUCCUAUCUCAGCUACAACAGCACAGAAAAAGCAUCAAAAAAGAGUCGAAUUUGACAAUUAUGAUUUAUUCGAGGAUGAUAGCAAGAAGAAAGAAUCUGAAGAGAGUGAGAACAGUAUUGAAGGAGUCAUUACGUAUGGAAGACAGGCCACUACUCUUGAAGGCAAGGUCUUUAAGCAGUAUAAGCCAAUAGAAAUGAAUAUUCUUGGAUCAUUCAGAAAGCCAAAGCUGGUGAGAAGUAAUACUCAGAAUUCAAUUACUUUCUCAGGGAUGGUGAGAAAACAAAAAGAGAUAGAAGAUGAAAAGGAGCAAUCAAAGCAAAAUAGUAUAAGAUUUGAAAGUCUCAGUUUUACUAAGGCAAUGCCAAAGAGGGGGCAAACAAGUUUGCCCCCAAUUGGUAGAAUCAACAAUGGUUUAAAUAUGACAGAUGGUAAUAUCAUGUCUCCAAAUAAAGAACUACCAGUAAUUGACUCUGAUAGCCAGGAGUACGACAGUGAAGAGGAUCAAUAAAGUAUUAAGAUGCUUGAGAUGAGUUGUAUCAAAGGAAUAUCCAAAGUUAAGGGUGAGCUGAUCUGAGUACUCUUAAUUCUAAAAACCUAGAAUCAAAACUGCUUCAGAUGAAGUUCUGACGAAACCCCCUACCUAAAACCUAAUUUUCCUUAAAUUAAACAACUUCUACCAUCUU